AUGUACAUUAAAGAGAUUUGUAUUCACAAUUUUCGUAGUUAUAAGGAUAAAACUGUAAUCAAUGAUUUGUCAAAAAGGCAUAAUGUUGUUGUUGGAAGAAACGGUUCUGGAAAAAGUAAUUUUUUCUUUGCCAUACAAUUUCUAUUAAGUGAUGAUUUUGCUAAUCUUUCUCAGGAUGCCAGAUUGAAUUUGCUUCAUGAAGGAGCUGGUGAAAAAGUUAGAAGUGCACGAGUUGAUAUUGUUUUUGACAAUUCUGAUAGAAGAAUAAUGAGUUAUGAUAUUAAUGAUCUUAAAAUUUCAAGAGAAAUUUCUGAAAGAAAAGAUACAUUUUACAUUGAUGGAAAGAUUGUUUCAAGAUCUGAAAUUGUAAAUUUAAUGGAAUCUGCUGGUUUUUCUAAAUCUAAUCCUUAUUAUAUUGUUAAACAAGGUAAGAUUAUGGAAUUAGCAACGUCUACAGAUGCUCAGAGAUUAGCAUUAAUUAAAGAAGUUGCUGGAACGCGUGUUUAUGAUGAAAAAAAACAAGAUAGUGCUAAAUUAUUAAAAGAAAAUAUGGAUAAGUUGGAAAAAAUUGAAGAAACAAUUGAAUUUAUCAAUGAAAGAUUAAAAACAUUAGAAGAAGAAUCAAAUGAUUUACGAGAAUAUCAAAAAUAUGAUAAAAUGAAAAGAGCACUUGAGUAUACAAUUUAUGAGCAAGAAGCAACUGAUUCUCGAAGGAAGUUAGAUAAUUUAUCUCAUGAAAGAGAAGAAUUAAAUUCUCAACAAAAUGAAAUUGAAUCAUCUCUUCUUCAAUAUAAACAACAGUCAAUGAAAAGGGAAACAGAUUUAAGGCGCCUUGAAGCAACUUUUAAAGGUGUUAAAGAAGAGAGGGAAGUUUUGUUAGAGGAACAAAAUGUUUUAGUUGAAAAGAAGACUAAUUUGGAAUUGUGUAUUGCUGAUCUUCGUGAAGAAGCUGAUAGAGAAAGAAAAAAUCGUGCUAGAGCAGAAGAGGAAAUGUCUACUGUUGGUAGAAUAAUUAAUGAUAGAGAAUUAGAGUUAGAAGAACUAGAGCCUUCAUACAAGGAUGUUGUUGAAAGAGAAAAUAAUCUUUUAACUGAUAUAAAAAUUUGCGAGCAAAAAAGAAAAGAUCUUUACAUUCGUCAGGGACAACAAGAUCAAUUUAGAACUACAGAAGAUCGUGACAAUUAUUUAAGAAGAGAAUGUAAAAAAAUGGAUAGAUAUCUUUCAGAAUUACGUGAAAGAGUUGCUGAAAGUGAGGGAUCUAUUGAACAGGAUAAGAAAGAAACUGAAGAAAUUCAAAAAGAUAUUAUGAGUUUAAAGUUAAAACUUGACAGAGUUAUGGAUAGAAUGGAUAGAUUAUCAGGUGAUCAAAAUCAGGCUAAAGCACAUCUUGAAAAAUGCACUAUUCGUCAAGGUGAAAUUCAACGAGAGGAGAAAAAUUGGCAUGAAAGUAUGAUGAAUUUAAAUCAAGAAAAAGGUCAAGUUGAGACAGAUAUUAGACGAAUGAUUCCUCCUUCUUUAAUGCAUGGAAUGAAUUCAAUUAGUAAAGCAGUUACGUAUUUUAAAGAAAAUAAUAAAAAUGGAAAAUACGAUUAUGUUAUUAAUGGAUAUUAUGGGCCAUUAAUAGAUCUCAUUGAUGCUGAUGAUAUUUUUUAUCAUGCUAUUGAAGCCACUGCUGGUAACAGUAUUUAUUAUAGUGUUGUUGAGGAUGAUCGAAUUGCUUCAGAAAUAACAUCCUACAUAAACUCAAAAAAUUUACCUGGCGAAUGUAAUUUUUGUCCAUUGAACCGUAUAGUCGCUAAACCAAGAAAAUUAGUUACUGAUUCUGAUGCUAAACACAUUAUGGAUUGUAUGAAGUAUGAUCCAAAAUUUGACACAAUCAUAAGAAGUUUUUUUGGCCAAACAGCUGUUGUUGGUUCAUUAGAUGUCGGUGGUAGAGUUUCAAAAACUGAUCAUGUCAAUUGUGUCACUCUUGAUGGUGAUAAAAUAUCACGAAGGGGCCCUUUAACUGGUGGUUAUAGAGAAAUGAAACGAUCUAAACUUGAACUUAAUAGUGUUUUACGUCAAUUAAAUGGAAAUGAAAUAGAUAUGAAGAAACGUUCUGAUGAAAUAAGUAAACGUGCUAAUGAUGCAUCAAUUGGUACAGCUCAAGCAGCACAAGCUCUUGAAAAUAUUACUGAAGAAAUAAAAAGACUUCGUCGAGAACAUCAUUUAUGCAAUGAAGAGUUGUCUCAUAAGACUGAAGCUCUUAAUAGAAUGGGAAUGAAUAUUGAACCACAAAGACAACAUCUUCAGACACACAAAAACAAAAUUCGUGAAAUUGAGGCAAAGAAAGAAAUACUUCAGAAUCAAAUUGGUACACCACUUCAUUCAACAUUAACAGAUGAAGAACAAACUAUACUGGAAAUUUUAGAGAAAGAUAUGAAAAUAAAAAAGGAAAAAUUAGAUGGAAUUGUUAGUGAGCGUUCUGUUAUUGAAUCAAAAAAACAUAAAAUUGAAAAUGAACUUCAAAAUUAUCUUAGAAGGAGACGUGAAAAAUUACGAUGUGAAUUACAAGACAUAUCAAUGGAAGAUAAAAAACAUAAACUUUCCUCAACGAAUUCAGAAUUAAAAUCAACUAAUGAAAGACUAUCUAACAUUAUGGAGAAAAUAAAUGAUAUUGAUACAAGUCUUAUUGAUUAUAAAAUUCAAAAAGAUAAUCUUAUUAAAGCUAAAGAAGAACAACAAGAAAAAAUAAAAGUAUUGGAGAAUCAAUUAAAUGAUGUUGGUAAACGUGCUGAUGUUGUAUGUACUAAACUAGCAACAAUUAGAGCUACAAAUGAAGAGGUAACCAAGAAGAUGGCUGAACUUGGAACAUUGCCACAAGAUGCAUUUAAGAAAUUCCAGAAUUUAUCAAGGAAAAAACUUGAUGAAAAAUUAACAGAAUGUCUUGUAGAACUUAAAAAAUAUUCAAAUGUUAACAAACGUGCUUUAGAUCAAUUUUUACGUGCUUCUCAACAAAAAGAAGACCUUGUCAAGAGAGUUCAAGAACAAAAGAAAAGUAAAAAAGCUAUUGAAAAUUUAAUAGAAGUUUUAGAUAAUAGAAAGAAUGAAGCAUUAAAUAUGACAUUUAAAAUGGUAACAAAACAUUUCCAUACAGUUUUCCAACAAUUAAUACCUGAAGGUAAGGCUGAUUUAAUUUUAAAGUUAAAAGAUGAUGAUGGACCUGUACCAGAUGGAAAUGAGCUAAUAUCAGUGGACCGAUUUGCUGGUGUUAAAAUAAAAUGUACAUUUCGUGGUGAUGCUGAAAGUGUUGAGAUGAAUCAUUUGUCUGGUGGACAAAAAACGUUAAUUGCUCUUGCACUUAUUUUUGCCAUUCAAAAGUGUGAUCCCGCGCCAUUUUAUUUGUUUGAUGAAAUUGACGCUGCUUUAGAUGCUGCACAUAGAAGUAGUGUUGCUAAUAUGAUUCAUGAGUUAUCAGAAAAUGCUCAAUUUAUUACAACGACAUUUAGACCGCAAUUACUUGAAAAUGCUGAAAAAUAUUAUGGUGUUCGGUUUAGAAAUCGUGUUUCUCACAUUGAUCCAGUAACUAAGGAACAAGCAUAUGAUUUUAUUAUUGAUGCUGAAAAAAGAAAUUAA
Molecule: messenger RNA, 3615 nt
Organism: Strongyloides ratti
Lineage: Eukaryota; Metazoa; Nematoda; Chromadorea; Rhabditida; Strongyloididae
Product: Structural maintenance of chromosomes protein 3
Exons: 2
Coding region: 1-3615 (1204 amino acids)
Biological process (GO): mitotic sister chromatid cohesion
Cellular component (GO): chromosome
Molecular function (GO): double-stranded DNA binding; cohesin loader activity; ATP binding
Source: RefSeq, a predicted model, not a curated record